Messenger RNA from Necator americanus (New World hookworm), 681 nucleotides. RefSeq lists its product as uncharacterized. NCBI's taxonomy places the organism in Eukaryota, Metazoa, Nematoda, Chromadorea, Rhabditida, Ancylostomatidae. The coding region runs from base 1 to 681 and encodes 226 amino acids. The transcript has a single exon. The record is from RefSeq and is a predicted model, not a curated record.
AUGACUGCUCUCCAGACCCCAGAUUUAACAACUACAGCAUCGAGAAGGGGAAUGGAGAAGGUCAUUCACGACUUUUGCUCAGAUCUCUUCCACAGCCAUGUCCACUUGCCUUCUCACCAUCUGAGGGAAGAUGGACAUGUCGUUUCAAAGGUCCUCCCUUCCGAAGUCCGACAUGCCAUCACGUCGGUGAAGAAUCCUACUUCAUACGGUCUCGAUAGAAUCAAGCCUGAUCAUCUUAAUUACCUACCGCCAGUCCUCAUCAACACACAGGCGAGGCUCUUCACUCGCUAUUUAUCGGAAUGCAAGGCUCCUAAGCAAUGUAAAACCAGCAAAACCGUGCUGUUGAGUAAGAAGGGAGACGCCCAAGACAUCAGCAACUAUCGUCCAAAAUGCCUACUGUCUGUCAUCUACAAGCUCUUCACAAGAAUAAUCCUAAACAGGAUAGAAAGAACAUCAGAUGAAGGACAGCCAUGCGAGCAAGCAGGGUUCCAAAAAGGGUUCAGUACGAUUGACCACAUACACACGGUUUCAAAACUCAUAGAAGUAUCACGAGAGUACAAGAUGCCGCUGUGUUUCAAUUUCAUCAAUUUAAAGAAAGCCUUUGAUACAAUUGAGACCGAAGCGGUCGUGGAGAACGCGCUGCGAGGAUUGGAAUGGGGACAAUGUGGGGGUGAUAGUUGA